Eruca vesicaria subsp. sativa (arugula) is the source of this 1116-nucleotide messenger RNA. NCBI's taxonomy places the organism in Eukaryota, Viridiplantae, Streptophyta, Magnoliopsida, Brassicales, Brassicaceae. The record is from the annotation of a GenBank genome assembly.
AUGACUCGGCUCUUAUCUCUUCUCUCUUUUUCCUUAGCACUUUUGAUCUUUCUCCAUGGCUCUACAGCUCAACAGUUUCCAAACGAGUGCCAGCUAGACCAGCUCAAUGCCCUCGAGCCGUCACACGUACUUAAGUCCGAGGCUGGUCGCAUCGAGGUGUGGGACCACCACGCUCCUCAGCUACGUUGUUCUGGUGUCUCCUUCGUACGUUACAUCAUCGAGUCUAAGGGUCUCUACUUGCCCUCUUUCUUUAACACCGCGAAGCUCUCCUUCGUGGCUAAAGGCAAAGGUCUUAUGGGGAGAGUGGUCCCUGGAUGCGCCGAAACAUUCCAGGACUCAUCAGUGUUUCAACCAGGCGGUGGCAGCCCCUUCGAAGAAAGUCAGGGUCAGGGACAACAAGGUCAACAAGGUCAGCAGGGACAACAGGGCCAUCAGAGACAAAUGGGCCAUGGCUUCCGUGAUAUGCACCAGAAAGUGGAGCACAUAAGGACCGGCGACACCAUUGCUACACAUCCCGGUGUAGCCCAAUGGUUCUAUAACGAUGGAAACCAACCCCUUGUCAUCGUUUCCGUCCUUGAUUUAGCUAGCCACCAGAACCAGCUAGACCGCAACCCAAGGCCACACCUGGGUUACAUCAGCACUCUGAACAGCUACGAUCUCCCCAUCCUUCGCGUCCUUCGUCUCUCAGCCCUCCGUGGAUCUAUCCGUCAAAACACAAUGGUGCUUCCCCAGUGGAACGCAAACGCAAACGCGGUUCUCUACGUGACAGACGGGGAAGCCCAAGUGCAGGUAGUAAACGACAACGGUGACAGAGUGUUCGACGGACAAGUCUCUCAGGGACAGCUACUUGCCAUACCACAAGGUUUCUCCGUGGUGAAACGCGCAACAAGCGAUCAGUUCCGGUGGAUCGAGUUCAAGACAAACGCAAACGCACAGAUCAACACACUUGCUGGACGAACCUCGGUCAUGAGAGGUUUACCACUAGAGGUCAUAUCCAAUGGGUACCAGAUCUCACUCGAAGAAGCAAGAAGGGUCAAGUUCAACACGCUCGAGACCACUUUGACACACAGCAGUGGCCCAGCUAGCUAUGGAAGGCCAAGGAAGGCUGAUGCUUGA